Molecule: messenger RNA, 2579 nt
Organism: Amoebophrya sp. A25
Lineage: Eukaryota; Dinophyceae; Syndiniales; Amoebophryaceae
Source: the annotation of a GenBank genome assembly
AUGCAGUAUGUGCUUUUGGCGUUAGCUGGAUUGCAUUAUUAUGGAGUAGUUGGACCGACUGGACCUGGAGAAAAUUACAUCAUGCCAAGUUGGAUUAGUAUAUCCGCUAUCGUCUAGAAGUAAGACCUCCAUCAUUAUGUUGGAGUUGGACUGGAGGAAGUAUCAUGCCAUAAUGGAAUUGGGCUAGGAAUGUAGAGAGAUUAGCAGGACAUCUGAGGUGGAUAUGAUCGGAGAGGUUACCUCUAAACCUCUACAUCCCAAGAGUGGGCACAUCGAUCAGUCAAUCAAUCAAGCAAUCUAUCAAUCAAUCAGAAUCAGAUGCAUCAGCGCUUUCCUCUAAGACCUCAAAGCCAGACAGUAUGAAGUUUCGUGGCAGUUCACUGGUGAAGCAAAUCGCGCUGCUCAAGAAGGAUGCGAUCAGAAAGGGUUACUCCGGUGUCUUUUUCAGAGCGCUUUAUUGCAGAUUCAGCAAGGACUCUUUGCUCGCGCUCAGGCGAGUUUGCGUGCAUGCGGAGAACAAGCUAGUGUUGUACAGACUAGAGUUAUGUUGAUUCAUCUUGUUGAAAGGAUUUAGAUCUCUUUUGCGCAAAGUAGAGACUUCAUGAACUACUAUAGGGUUGGUGGUAUAAACUCACUCUAUUUUUUUGCGCAAAAUUAAGGAUCGUGGCUGAAUGAACCUGAAAAAUCACAACUCUUCCUGUGAACCAACGCAGCUUUUGGUUUUGGUUUUGGUGAUAUGUAUUUCUCUAAAACCCAUCUUGAAGUGCUCGCCUGGAGCGCACUAGCACGUUUGGUGGCAUCGCGGCCACACUUGUUGCGCAACAGAGCAUUUCUAGCGGGCUCGUCUCCUACUUUGCCAGGAGGACAAACGUUUGGAAAUGUACAGGAACCAAAGUUAUGCUGGAUGAGAUUUACCUACUCGAAAAGUGAAAAUAUGCGAGUAGCCACCUGAAAUUAAAGACUCUUGACUUCCUUCCUCGUCAUUGUUAAGUAUCUCGGUUAUUCAAAGUAGCAACUCGCGUAUUUCAGUUUUUCGAAUACUUCAAACCGAGAUGUUGAGUGCACUUAUUGUUGAGGACUAUAAUGAGUCUCUAACUCAAGUCCCUGGAAUUGUGCCUGGUGGUUUCACGGUGCCUGCUGCGCCGUUUCUAGAUCACACAGCUGUCGCCGCACAUGAAACUUUGGUGACCUAUCAUACGCUUGCAAAUCAAGCAAGCUUCAGAUCUUCUUGUAGGACAAGGACUACUUGUGGUGCUGGGUCUUCAUCUUCUUCAUCUUCUUCUGGGUCGUCAACAUUAGCGGCCACAAGAAUGUCCACAUCAUAUGGUGCAAAUCUCUUAGCAGGUCAGAGUCUAGUUUUUUGCGUGUCAGGACAGCGUGCACUGGCAGAGGCAAGCGCACGUGUUGCACAGAGGUUUCAUUUAAGGCUUUCAGUGAUUCAUCUUAAGAGGUAUCUUUGCCUUCAUUUCUAAGGGGAAAACGCGCCAAAGAUGCCUUUCCGGAUGAAUGCAAGUAAGGUCUAACUUAUCCAGGGGUUUGUGGUGGAGGUGGAGGUCGUGGCCCUUCUAGUUCCACCGCUAGUAAUAGCAGAGAAGAUGCGCAACUUCUAAGUGAUCAAGGUGCUUCAUCAACUUCAACAGGGCGGAAUGAGAACAAUAACUGUUGCUCGCAGUUCCUGAACUCCGAUCAACAGAGAGACGCAUUUGGCCACUGUUGGCGACUAGGCGACUUCGAAACUUGUCAAGAACUAGUCAAAUACACUUUAGAGGAUCGCGGAGUACAUCUUUUGCAAAGAGCGCGAUUGAGUCUUGCUCGUGGUGAUUUCGUGACUGUGGUGGAUCUACUAGAUUCAGCGUCGACAUUGUUGGCCAAGGAUAUGAAGCGAAAAUCUGGCAUCAUUAUCAAGUUUCUUAAGUGGAAAAGUGUGAUAAUGAUAAUAGAUUUUGGCCUCAUAAAGGAGAUUUUAUGUGGUGGGAACCAAGAGGGUGAUCGCCUUGGUGGACAAUCUCAACCUGUUGCUGUUGGUCAAUAUAGAAGUCAGCCGUCUAUUCAAUUCGCGACGAUCAGAGAGCGACCCAUGGUGCAGCAUGGAGGAAGCGAGUCAUCAACCAAGAAGAGCAUAAGGUGGAGCAAUGCUCAGAAAUGGAGAAUCGAUAUGAGAUGCAAAUCAAACGCGGCCAAGCCAGGCGUUUGUAAAGAAGAAAGUGGACGAAAUGGACAGAAACGACCUCGCGAUGGAUUAGAAGAAAAAAGACAAGCGGGGUACUUGCUCUACCGUGACCACCUCACAAUUCAGGAUAUAACACUCGCACACACGCUUAUUGCCGACGCCCAUCUUGUUAAGGCUCAAUGUAUUUCAUUUCCACGAGACAUUUUUCGCAGUUUCCUUCUGAAGGACCUGAGAAAAUGAACGACCCAAGAAAUGAAAUGUUUUGAGCUCUAAUCUUGGUUGUCAAUUUCCUGUGCCUGCGGCUCUCGCCUGUGGGCGUGCAUUACUGCUAGCACAGCGAUUUGGGUUACAAGAAGCGCGAGCACGCGCACUGAGUCGCGUUGCGUGUAAGUAUGCACUUGCAACUUGA